This is a messenger RNA of Lindgomyces ingoldianus, 2585 nucleotides long. RefSeq lists its product as uncharacterized. Bases 131 to 2503 code for a protein of 790 amino acids. The transcript has a single exon. Lineage: Eukaryota; Fungi; Ascomycota; Dothideomycetes; Pleosporales; Lindgomycetaceae. The record is from RefSeq and is a predicted model, not a curated record.
UUUCUGCCUUCUCUUCAACCAUCCCACCCCGCUUUAAGCGAUUGCUCCAUUGCACAUUAGGAGCAAACAGUUGCGCCCAGAAGUCCAUAUCUUCGCCGCUCCAUUUAUCCCUGCUUCAGACCUCUAAGACAUGGCACAAGAAGGACACAAUUAUGGCAGCAGACAAGGAGCACUAGAAGGUCCAGUAGUCCGAAAUAUCCCGGCAAAUGUGGUUUCUCCCACGGUCCCAGAGGAGGAGCUCUUAGCCGACGACGAGCCUCCAGACGAGCGUCGUACCCCGCGUCCUUCGGUGUUGAAGCUGCAUGAGGUAUUCAAGACUUCCUUCUCUAAGACGACACCUCCAAACCCUGAACGCAAACAGUCGCUUCUGACUAACGCCUUGCACUCGAAUGAAACGUCCCCUACUGAAGAGCAUCCCGAGGCCACCCCUAUAAGCCGAGGAAUGUCGUGCGCCUCGACGUGGAGCAAUGCAUCGACCGCAGAGCUUACGAGCGAUGGCGGUUUCACAAGCCCUGGCACAAGGACAAGCACGCCGAGCCCGCCACUACCUUCAUCCUCUUUCCACGGCAUGGCGCCAAUCUUCACCAGGAAGCUCUUCGAACAACCAGUGUCCAUUGUACGACACGAUGACGAGAACAUUGGUCCUCUACAGAAGGUAUUGACAGCACCACCGGAAGAAACCACAGUGGAAGCAAACUUGGGACGAAAGCGAACCAUUACGUUCGCAUGUGGCCGCAAAGACACACCAAAACCUGUAGCGGAAGCACCGAAAGUCAAAGGAUCCCCACCGCAGCCGGAGGAUCCCCCUAGGCGUGUCUGCACCAUCAAAUUUGCGUGCCCGUCCAAAGUCCCCACUGGGUCUCCUUCCAAGGACGGCAAGCCGCGCCUUCCUCGUGCGGCCAGCCCAGCACCCUUCGUACACCGUCUACGUACAUCUCCUAAAGUACCACCAAAACCACAUCGCGACUCUGACUCGACUGUCCGCAACACUUAUCCUAUCAUCGAACGAAAGACCCCCACGGUUGACCGUUCCCGAAGGCUGAGCGUGAACUCGGACCUUGCUCGCUCCGAAGCAUUCCGCUUCCAUGAAUUCGCUAGCUCUGAAGAAGAAGUUGACGAAUGGCUGCAAGAGUCGACCUGCCACCGAAGCCGGCUCACUGUCGGCGACACCCUCAAGGUCGAAAGCAAACUUCGACAGCUUGGGGAAGAGGUGGAAGAGGAAGCCUUGGAGGACGAGCAAGAGGCCGAAAUGGCAGAAGAGGACGAUGAAAACGACGUCGAUGAUGAUGAUGAUGAUGAUGAUGAUGAUGAUGAUCUAGACGAGGAGGACGAGGACGUGGACGAGGAGGACGCCGACGAUGAUGUCUCCGACGAGGGUUUCCAGACUGACGAUGAACAGGGUUUUGCAGGCUCAGAAGACGACAGCGAUGCAGGGUCCGAUUACGCUUGGUGGGCGCCUGGACGCUCAACCGCAGCGACCUCAAUGGAUCAUCUUGAACACAUUCGUCCCAGCAGCCGCCGCUCUGCUUCAGAGUCGUCAAUUGGAUCUAUGGAGAGCGCACCUGGUUUCCGCAGGAGACUCGAGAAAACGCGAAAGCGGAGGAAGUCACGACCCGUAAACAUCCGCGUCCCUAGCCCUGAGCUUCCGGACAGCACUGACUUCGUUUGUGGAACUCUUGACGAGGACAGGCCUCUUGAAGAUGCUUAUCUGUCUUGUCUGGAACGCCGACGUGCAGCCAAGCACAAGGUGACUCCCCAAGACAUCGAUCCGACAUUCCCAACGUCGGACCCUGAGAUGGAUGAGGAAGACGAAAACGACGAGGCAGAUAACAUUGCCUCGGAAAGUGACCAACAAGUCUGGAUGCAUGGUCAAAUGGAUCCCCUUGAGGAUGUUGAGCUUCGUGGACGUCGCAAAGACGUUUCUAAGAAACGCUCCCCUGUGCAGUCACCCAAACGUCUUCGAUCACCCCCACCAGCCAAACGCGCAAUGCAUCGAUCUCCACCUCCAAGGAAGCUCUUCGGUCAAUCCCCCAGGCGUCUUCGUUCUCCUGCUCCUGUUCGACUUAGGUCACCACCACCAACCCGCCGUGGCUCGACUGUCAUGUCAUCUAAGCGUCCUGGUCUUUCGGUUCGGUUCGGUUGUCUUGGAGAACGUCCCGCCCUUACCAUCUCAUCUUCCCUCCCACGAACCCCUGUGACAUCUCACCAUCCUGAAGACUCUGAGGACGAAGACACCUGCCAGGAGGCGACGCCAAUUCGUCGCGCCAUCGACAUCAAGAUUGGUCUCGAAAACAAGCGGCAGCGUCGCAAGGAACAGCUCUACAAGAAGCUUCACCGCAAGGCUUGCAAAGACAAAGGCAAGCGACCACCACCUGGCAAAGGUUGCGAACGAAUGCGCGAGGUCGCCAUGGGUGUAGCCGCUCACAAGGGCAAGAUGACUGGCUUCGCCCGUGGCAUUCCGCCAACGCCAGACCAAAAAGACAUGCAUGUGCUGUCAGUGUAGUCGACAAAAUUCCCGAGCGAGAACUAGCGCCGCUGACAUUGAGUCGGCACCUCACAAGUUUCUUCCAAGUAAAAUACCUGUU